Molecule: messenger RNA, 741 nt
Organism: Miscanthus lutarioriparius
Lineage: Eukaryota; Viridiplantae; Streptophyta; Magnoliopsida; Poales; Poaceae
Source: the annotation of a GenBank genome assembly
AUGCGGGGCACGUUCCACCGUCUCAACGGAGACCACGCCGAGGCGGAGUUCAUGAGGAGCGGCCUCACGUGGCUGGACGUCGCUUGCAUGGAUGGGUUCAAGGUCCUAAAGCUCCCUUACAAGCGCGGCGCCGCGCCAUUGGUGCGGGCGGCGGAGUCCGGUGGAGGGCAGCCCGCCAGUACUGGCCACCUCAAGCGCCGCCGCGGGCAGGUCGCCGCAAAGUCCAAGGCCACAGCGCCGUUGACGGAGGUCAACGCGGGCACGCAGUACUUCAUGUUCUUCUUCCUCCCAGACGCGCGCGACGGCCUCUCGACCAUGGCGGACAUGGUCACCGCGUCGCCGUCGUUCCUGUACGGCAUCUUGGCCGAGAUGAAGGAGAGGCCUGUCAUGCUGGAGCUGCCCAAGUUCGCGACCUCAGGCGGCUGGGCCUCUCGCUGCCUUUCUCGCCGGAAGUCGCCGAUCGACCUGCGUGGCAUGUGGAAGGGGGACGAUGGGGACGAAGUAGUCGCCGGUGCUGCACGGCGGCCGACGUUCCUGUCCAAGGUUGCGCACACGGCGGUGGUCAAGGUGAACGAGGUGGGAACCGAGGCAGCCGCGGUGACCGUGCACUUAUGUGGCGGCGGUGGGCCACCGCCUGACCUCGUCGAGUUCACCGUUGACCAUCCCUUCACCUUCUUCAUCAUGGAGGAGCGGUCCGGGGUGAUCGUCUUCGCGGGGCAUGUCCUUGAUCCGACCAAGUGA